ACGCGAGAACAGAAAGUGUAGGUGCAAAACGAGAGGCAGAAGAGCUUGUAAACACAUUAUUGGAAAUUUUUGCUGAAGUGAUAACUGUGCCAUCCGGAAAUUUAGCAAUGAGUACAUUAAGAAAUCGAACUCGAACAGGAUACCCAACGAUUUUAUUGAUUGACAUUGAUAACAAAGAUCGAUCAAUAGAACGAAGAGAAUCUUUUGUUGCCAUCGAAGGUGUAUCAAUGUCAACCUUCAAUGAAAGCGAUCCUUUAUACGGAUUAGAUUUAUUAAGACAGGUCUCUGCAGAAAUACUCAAUAAUUCAUUGGAUCAAGUUGUGCCCAUUAGUAAGUGA
Messenger RNA from Ambispora gerdemannii, 338 nucleotides. The record is from the annotation of a GenBank genome assembly. NCBI's taxonomy places the organism in Eukaryota, Fungi, Glomeromycota, Glomeromycetes, Archaeosporales, Ambisporaceae.